UUGUUAUUCGGGUCUGUCCCGGAAGUGAUUUCCGGUUUCUCUGCUGUACCUGGUGAUUCUGUGGAGGUCAGAGAGAGAGUAAACAGUCAUGGGCGGGGAUCACAGCCACAGCAAGCUGUCCAUGCCGGACUACAAGACGUGGAAAUGGGAGGGGACUCCUCUGGAGCUGACCCAGCAGCGGCUCGCUCGGAGAGGACUGAAGGACCCUUGGGCGAGGAACGAGGCGUGGAGGUACAGCUUCGGCCCCCCGGUCACCUUCCGUGAAGUGCUCUUGCGUGGAUUUAGAACCGGAUUCAUCGCAUUCGCAGUGGCCCUGGCUGUCGAGUACACGUUCUUCCCUCCGAAGAAGUCGGAGCACUGAGGGCAGAGCACACACUCACUCACCCGCACAAGACACCUGAAGCCCUGAAGAGACACUGAACCAUCAGACUCUCAUGUUCACUGCAGGUUAAUAAGCCACCUGUAAUAUUCCGACGUGCUGUAGUGACGUUUCCACUGUAUGAGAAAUAAACACGUUAUUUCUGCCA
Molecule: messenger RNA, 527 nt
Organism: Neoarius graeffei (lesser salmon catfish)
Lineage: Eukaryota; Metazoa; Chordata; Actinopteri; Siluriformes; Ariidae
Gene: ndufb3
Product: NADH:ubiquinone oxidoreductase subunit B3
Exons: 3
Coding region: 89-361 (90 amino acids)
Biological process (GO): mitochondrial respiratory chain complex I assembly; electron transport chain
Cellular component (GO): mitochondrion
Source: RefSeq, a predicted model, not a curated record